GACCCAUUUGGUAGGUACUGCGCAUGCGCUGAGACAAAUAUGGUUGCAAAAAUGAUUGUUACGUGACGGUUUCAUUCGAGAUAAAUUGAGUGUAAACUUUGCAGAAGAAGACGCAAGCGGCGGUACAAUGGCAGGAGAAGAGCAGGAGAGCAAGACCAAGGGUUUCCGGCUGCUGGGGAUUCUGGAUGUCCAGAACACUCCGUGUGCCAGAGACGCCAUCCUGCAUGGAGCUGGGGGCUCUCUAGCUGCUGGCCUGCUACACUUUCUGGCCACUAGUCGGGUGAAGAGGUCUUUUGACGUGGGAUUUGCAGGCUUUAUGCUGACGACACUCGGGUCCUGGUUUUACUGCAGGAUGAACAACGCCAAGCUCCGUGUGCAGCAGAGGAUGAUCCAGGACGGCAUCAAGAACAAGGUUGUAUACGAGGGGUCCGUUCUAGACCCAACAAGCAAACCUGGAGCGCCAGGGCCCUCGUGACCCUGAUGGGGGAGAAGAGAGGACGCCGUCAGGGCCCUACAAAGACUUAACAUUCAGUUGAUUUUUGCUGCACAAAUUGUGGAAGGGACAAAAAAUCCAGGAUUUUUUUUUUUUUUUUUUGUUGCUGUUUUGUUUUGUCUGACAACGCAUUGGAUCUCGUAUACCAGACCCCCCGCAUAUGGACUUUUUGACUGAAGAGUAGGCUGUUGUUCCUAGAUGGUAUCCUGAUCCGGAAACAACAAUAAUUAUUUAGAAUGUUGUUCCACCAACAUAUACCAAGCUACUGUGCAAGUUAAAUUCCUACUCUCCUUUUUAAAACCCUGUGAUGCAUGACGUGCUGUGAUGAAGUCUGUUCUGGACACAGAUCUACCGCUACUUAGUGACACACUUAGUGUGAUAUACGAGAAUAGCUCAAAAUGUGAUGUGGCGUGUAUGUUUACGCGGAGUCAUUAUAUCACGCUGCUAAUUGAGUGUUUUCUAAUAAAAAGAAACACAGGACAAUGCUGUAUGGGGAUGUUGAUUGCGUAAUGCAGUGGUUCCCAACCGGGGGUCCCAGCACCCCCAGGGGAGGCGCAAGUCUUUAUCUGGUUUGAGGUUGAGGUAAAAAAAAAUAUUUUCACAUGUUAAACAAAUUAUGAUAA
This is a messenger RNA of Perca flavescens (yellow perch), 1116 nucleotides long. It is a transcript of the gene cox20, whose product is annotated as cytochrome c oxidase assembly factor COX20. Gene Ontology annotation, cellular component: mitochondrion; mitochondrial inner membrane. Gene Ontology annotation, biological process: mitochondrial respiratory chain complex IV assembly. The record is from RefSeq and is a predicted model, not a curated record. Bases 128 to 475 code for a protein of 115 amino acids. NCBI's taxonomy places the organism in Eukaryota, Metazoa, Chordata, Actinopteri, Perciformes, Percidae. The transcript is spliced from 4 exons.